This is a messenger RNA of Papilio polytes (common Mormon), 2940 nucleotides long. RefSeq names its product ras-related protein RABF2b-like. NCBI's taxonomy places the organism in Eukaryota, Metazoa, Arthropoda, Insecta, Lepidoptera, Papilionidae. Gene Ontology annotation, molecular function: GTPase activity; GTP binding. The record is from RefSeq and is a predicted model, not a curated record. The transcript is spliced from 4 exons. Bases 1322 to 1927 code for a protein of 201 amino acids.
AAUUUUAUGAUCUACAACUUCUUCCUAUUUAUUUUUUUGAUAAAAGUAACCAUGUCGCUGAUAAAGUUGUUUUAUGACCUUUGGCUUUAAAUAAGUCUAAAAUCGCAGCUAUGCUCGUAUUAUGCAGAAUAUAAAAAAUUUCUAUACAAGUCGUAUAAACAUAGUGUAAGAUGAAAAAAUGCGCAAGGUUCGAUAGCUGAAUUAGUACAAUUUUCGUGAGAAAACGUUAUAACAGCGACAUACACAACGAUAUCAAUCUCAAGUUAUGACGUAUGUAUCUACUCAUUCAAAGCCAUGGAGGUAAUAAGUACUACGUAGAACAGGAGUGUGUUUUUUCUGUUCAUCUUGCAGUUAAAAUAAAGAAAAUAAAACCUUAUGCUAAGGGCGUAAGAGUCUUGUACGCAAAAUGAAAUUGAAAGGUGUGAGAGGGCUACAAACACAUGUCCGAUAUUUCCCUUUCCUAGAGUUGCCAGAUAUCUUUCGUUGUUUGUAGAAAAAUAGUCUUAUAGUACUCGUCAGAACCAAUGAAAUGAGCGCAAUCCACCAAAUACACAGCGUGUGGUUCCGGUUUACCUGUUACGUCAGCACAGAUUUGGACAUAGGACAGAUCAUUCACACUACGCCAGUUGCAGCGGAAUGGCUGGAUUUUUCACAGUCAUCCGCCAGUCGUGCUCACUAAGGCAGUUUCUUUUUUUUAUUUAUUCAGAAUAACUAUCAACUACAUAAUAUAUUACAUCAAUAACAUAUAUAGCAAACAUAGUGUGAUUUUGUAGCCAACAUCGUUUUCACAACUUAAAUAUAAAGUAAAAGAAAUAAAACAAUUGAGUUAAAAAUAAAAAUCAUUACAAUGAAGUUAAGUUACAGUUAGCGUUAACACUGUACCAGUCGAGAGACAGACCAGUCAUUUCCUGACUCGCGGCCUCUACUAACCGACUGUGCUGGCCAAGUGUGAACCGCGCAUAAGAGUUCUAUGACUGUAGUAUGGGACAGGACUUACGUCACUGUCACUGUCAACUGUUAAUUAUCAAGUUUACAAAAUAAUAGAGAAUGUUAUAAGUUAUCAAAACACCUUUAAACAAAAACCCAUACUAUACAAGCAGACCAGUAAACCAAAUUAAAUGCUUUUUAAAUUAAAGAAAACUUGUUUGGCCGCCUCUGCCUCUAGUAGGUCUCUAGCGAAGAAUGAAAGUGCACGUUAGUUUAUUUAAAGUUUUAAACUUUUCGUUUAACUUUAUAUGUGAAAAUCGCAGUUAUACUUUGUGAAUGGAUAUUUUCAUAAACUGAAUUUUAAACGUUAAUAGUGCAUAAGGUGUAGAUUAAAAUGAAAGUGAUAGAAGCCAAAAUAGUGGUGUUAGGGUCACAAGGCGUGGGCAAAACGAGCCUGGUUGUGCGGUACAUCGGCAAAAUGUUCUCGCGACACAUCUCUCCCACCAUCGGCGCCUCCUUCUUCACCUGCAACAUCAACCUGGCAGAGGCGCGCGUCAAGCUGCAGGUGUGGGACACGGCGGGGCAGGAGCGGUUCCGCAGCAUGGCGCCCAUGUACUACCGCAACGCGAACGCGGCGCUGCUCGUGUUCGACAUCACGUGCCGCGCGAGCUUCGCCGCCGUCAAGGGCUGGGUGAAGGAGCUGCAGAGCAACGCCGCCGGCCCGCUCGUGCUGGCGCUCGUCGGCAACAAGGCGGACCUGGCGGCCGCGCGCGCCGUGCCCGCCACCGACGCCGCGCGCUACGCCGCCGCGCUCGGCGCGCCCUACACCGAGACCUCCGCGCUGCACGACCAGGGCAUCGACCACGUGUUCGUGAGCACGGCGACCGCGCUGCUGGCGGCCGCGGCCGCGCCCGGCGACCCCUGCCAGCCCUGCCAGCCGCGCCCGCCUCUCGGUACUGUUGCACGCUUUUACAUUUUCAUUCUAAAAUUAAUGUUCUAGUUCGUCCAUAUAUAGAUAGAGUAGCUAAGUGCAGAGAUCCCCACGUACCCGGCGGUGAAGUAGGACAUUGACUGGCGUCGUUUUGCCAAUUAUGACAUAUGUGUUACACAAGUACUUGUGAAAUUCUUCAAUUUGGUGAAGGUUAAACAAUUAGAUAUAUUACUGUGUCAGUGCGUGUGGUGACGUCAGUUGUGUUGUGUGCAGGUGUGGCGGGUGCGGGCAGUGCGGGGGAGGGCGCGGGCAGUGCGGGGCGCGUGGAGCUGGCCGCGUGGAGCGUGCCCGCGCCGCGCGCCGCCACGCCGCGCCCGCUCUGCUGCUAGCCGCCGCCACCUCUCCCUCUCCCUCUCCCUCUCCGGAGAUACUUUAUUGGGAUAACUUUCCUCAUUAUUGUCAUUUACAAUACGAAACAACAUUCCUAAAUCGAAUUUUGACGUUAUACGAAUCUCUUCUACUGUAGAUUAUACAUCAACGAUGUAAGUUUGACGUGUUCUUAUUGACACAAAAGUAUUUUGAUACUCGAUGUUUUUUGAACAAUGUACGAGGCGAGGAAGAUGGAUUAGAAUAUAAGUGCGGAUACUACCUUUAUAAAUAUUCACACAUUCCCAUGCCGGGAGAUUUGAGAAACGCCUGAAAUUGAACUACGAAUCAAUGAGGUCACAGUUCGCAUGUUCGUGAAGCAAUCAUCAAUCAUCAUCACCAGCUCACUUUGCGUGCCCACCGAGGGGCUCGGAGCCUACCCUAAUCAGGGGUGACUAUGCCAUAGUCAGUUCGUGAAGCAGAUCAGUUCAAUUAUUAUUUGUGUUUAUGCAGGCGGCAGGGGGCAGGCAGGUAGUGUGGGAUAUCUUGUAUAGUAUUAUCUGUGUGAGAGUAUUAUCUAUGUUUAUAAUUAUAUUCAGUGAGUCGCUGCGGGGUGGGGGCUGCGGGCGCAUGCUCACCAUAUAUUUAAUAAUAUCGAAAUAUUUUAUACUUCAAUUUUAACUACUCUGUUAUAAAAAUAAACCAAAUUUGUAAUU